Suncus etruscus (white-toothed pygmy shrew) is the source of this 933-nucleotide messenger RNA. Its product is annotated as olfactory receptor 5W2-like. The coding region runs from base 1 to 933 and encodes 310 amino acids. The transcript has a single exon. NCBI's taxonomy places the organism in Eukaryota, Metazoa, Chordata, Mammalia, Eulipotyphla, Soricidae. The record is from RefSeq and is a predicted model, not a curated record. Gene Ontology annotation, biological process: G protein-coupled receptor signaling pathway; sensory perception of smell. Gene Ontology annotation, molecular function: G protein-coupled receptor activity; olfactory receptor activity; odorant binding. Gene Ontology annotation, cellular component: membrane.
AUGGCGGUGGAGAACUGCACUGAGUAUACUGAUUUCAUAUUCUUAGGACUUUCUAGAAGACAUGAUGUACAACUUGGGCUCUUUAUAUUCUUUCUCUUUGUUUAUGGCAUAACUGUGGUUGCCAAUGUAGGCAUGAUCCUGCUGAUCAAGAUGGACUCCAGACUCCACACUCCCAUGUACUAUUUUCUGAGCAACCUGUCUUUCUGUGAUGUCUGUUAUUCCUCCUCUGUCUCUCCCAAGAUGCUGGCUGAUUUCUUAUCUGAGAAAAAGAGGAUUCCCUAUACUGCAUGUCCCAUUCAAAUGUAUUUCUUUGCUUCCUUUGGUGACAUAGAAUGUUUGUUGUUGGCUGUUAUGGCAUAUGACCGUUAUGUAGCUAUUUGCAAUCCACUUCUUUAUACAGUUGCCAUGUCUAGAAGACUCUGCACCCUGCUGGUUUUCCUCACCUAUUUCAUGGGCUUUCUAGAUUCUGCAAUCCACACAGUCUUAGCCUUUCGGUUGUCAUUCUGCCAUUCCAAUAUUAUUGAUCACUUCUACUGUGACCUUCCUCCUAUACUUGCCCUUGCCACCUCAGAUACAUCCCUCAACGAAAUUCUUAUAUUCAUUCUUGGUACCUUUAUUCUAUCGUGCAGCGUCUUCACUGUCUUCCUCUCUUACAGCUACAUCAUAGCUACCAUUCUUAGAAUGAAAUCAGCUGAGGGGAGACGCAAAGCCUUCUCCACCUGUGCCUCCCACUUAAGCACAGUGGCUCUCUUCCAUGGCACACUUCUCUAUAUGUAUUUACGACCCAGCUCUAGUUACUCCAUGGACACUGACAAAAUUACUUCAGUUUUCUACACAGUUAUCAUCCCUAUGUUAAACCCAUUGAUCUAUAGCUUAAGAAAUAAGGAUGUAAAAGGUGCCAUGAAAAAAGUAAUCAGCACUAAAGUAUGUUAA